Molecule: messenger RNA, 423 nt
Organism: Penicillium angulare
Lineage: Eukaryota; Fungi; Ascomycota; Eurotiomycetes; Eurotiales; Aspergillaceae
Exons: 1
Coding region: 1-423 (140 amino acids)
Source: RefSeq, a predicted model, not a curated record
AUGGGCCAUUAUGGCCUCGGUCGCCACGCCCAGUUUGUCGAGGCAAAGGAUCUGCUCAUCUUCCUCAGAUUGUUAUAUGCAGUAUACUACGUCUACGAUAUCGGCCUCUUUUUCACCAAGGUCUCGGCCUUGCUCCUCCUCUCGCGCAUCUUUCCGUGGCACGCAAACGCCAAAUGGUUCAACUACACACUUAUCGCUACCCACUGCCUCAACUGCGCAUGGUUGGCCGGCAUCAUCUUUGGCACCAUAUUCAUGUGCACUCCCGUCCAGAAGGGCUGGGAUUCUUUGUUACCUGGACACUGCGGCACGGCCCAGCACCUUUGGCUUGGAAGCGCAAUUCCCAGUGUCAUCAUUGACUUAAUUAUAUUGGUGUUGCCCCUACCAAAGAUCUGGAGCUUGGAAAUGGCUGCGAGACGCCGAUGA